This is a messenger RNA of Peromyscus eremicus (cactus mouse), 1011 nucleotides long. RefSeq names its product protein NYNRIN-like. The record is from RefSeq and is a predicted model, not a curated record. Bases 1 to 1011 code for a protein of 336 amino acids. The transcript has a single exon. Gene Ontology annotation, molecular function: RNA-DNA hybrid ribonuclease activity; nucleic acid binding. Gene Ontology annotation, biological process: DNA integration. Lineage: Eukaryota; Metazoa; Chordata; Mammalia; Rodentia; Cricetidae.
AUGGACCACCGAAAGAAAGGUUCAGCUGGCAUCUGGACAGAUUUCAUCUGGUUUACGGAUGGGAGCAGCUUCCUCCAAGAAGGAGAACGGAGGGCCGGAGCAGCCGUCACCACCGAAUCAGAGGUAAUUUGGGCGCCGCUGCCACCCGGUACAUCGGCCCAAAAGGCAGAACUGGUUGCGCUAACCCAGGCCCUCCGGAUGGCGGAAGACACCUUUUCAGGAUGGACAGAGGCCUUCCCUACCAAGAAGGAGACCACUAACGUGGUAACCAAGAAACUCCUGGAUGACAUCUUUCCCAGGUAUGGAAUGCCCCAGGUAUUGGGGUCAGACAAUGGGCCCGCCUUCGUCUCCCAGGUAAGUCAGAAGGUGGCCAGGCUAUUGGGGAUCGAUUGGAAACUCCAUUGUGCAUACCGCCCCCAGAGCUCAGGACAGGUAGAAUGCGCGAAUAGAACCAUUAAGGAGACUUUAACCAAAUUAACGCUUGCAACUGGCACUAGAGAUUGGGUGCUCCUACUCCCACUAGCCCUUUACCGAGCCCGGAAUACUCCUGGGCCCCAUGGCCUCACCCCGUUUGAGAUUCUGUAUGGGGCUCCCCCACCAAUUAUAAAUUUCCUUCACCCUGAUAUCUCCUCUUUUGCCACUAGCCCUACCUUGGAGGCGCACCUCCAAGCCCUCCAACUGGUACAGAAGGUGAUGUGGAAACCCCUGGCCGAUGCCUACCGGGAACAACUGACCCGCCCGGUGGUGCCUCACCCAUUCAAGAUUGGGGACUCUGUCUGGGUUCGACGCCAUCAAUCCAGGAACCUAGAGCCGAGAUGGAAAGGACCGUACACCAUCUUGUUAACAACUCCCACCGCACUCAAGGUUGACGGGAUAGCAGCUUGGGUCCACGCGUCGCAUGUAAAGGCUGCCAAAGAACUCGACGAAGCUGAGAACACCGAGACGUCUACAUGGAGGAUUCGACGCUCUCCAAACCCACUAAAGAUAAGACUCGCCCGUGGGCCCCCUUAA